Molecule: messenger RNA, 1027 nt
Organism: Pogona vitticeps (central bearded dragon)
Lineage: Eukaryota; Metazoa; Chordata; Lepidosauria; Squamata; Agamidae
Source: RefSeq, a predicted model, not a curated record
AUGCAGGCUGUGCUGGAUGGGGUGACGCUCCCUCUGAAAACCCAGGAGCGCCACCCAGGGAUGAGUUCAUCUCUGAGCCUAACUGCCCAGGUCCUCCAAGAAGCCAGGACUGCCUUGGCACAGUUAAAACUAGCGCCCCAGCUGUGCCAGUUUCUUGAGAGUGAGUUAAUUGCACCCUUUGUUGUGUCUCCUGCUGCAGGGUACCUCCCGGCCUGCCUCGCGUCCUCCGGCUACGCAAGCGAGAAGAAGAAGCCAGGGCUCCAUGUGGCCCCCUCCGGCGCCCUCCAUGUCCCGCUCCAGGAGGACUUCAGCGACCCGGAGAGCCCUCGCUCCAGCCUCUCCUCUCACUACUUCCACGGCGAAGCGGCCGUCACCGAGAGCUACUCCAUGGACGCCUUCUUCAUCACGGACGGGCGCUCGCGGCGACGCAGCGAGGACCAGCGGCGGGGCGGCCACCGCCACUCCUGCAACGAGUGCGGCAAGAGCUACGCCACCUCGUCCAACCUCAGCCGGCACAAGCAGACGCACCGCAGCCUGGACAGCAAGAUGGCCAGGAAGUGCCCGACCUGCAGCAAGGCGUACGUCUCCAUGCCCGCCCUGGCCAUGCACAUCCUGACCCACAACCUCCAGCACAAGUGCGGCGUCUGCGGCAAGGCCUUCAGCCGCCCCUGGCUCUUGCAAGGACACAUGCGCUCCCACACGGGCGAGAAGCCCUUCGGCUGCUCCCACUGCGGGAAGGCCUUUGCCGACCGCUCCAACCUCCGGGCCCACAUGCAGACCCACUCCGCAUUCAAGCACUACAAAUGCAGGCAGUGCGAGAAGACGUUCGCCCUCAAGUCGUACCUCAACAAGCACUGCGAGUCGGCCUGCUUCAAGGGGGCCGAGCACAGCUGCGAAAGGGAGAACUGAGGCACCGUCUUUGCCGGGCCAAGGGAAGGCAGAGAAGAGGCGCACUUACAGCCUUCAGGGAACUAAGGUGAAGAAGGGGGACUUUUUAAAAAGGCAAGAAGCCCAGCCUCCAAGGAGC